Gasterosteus aculeatus aculeatus (three-spined stickleback) is the source of this 3014-nucleotide messenger RNA. It is a transcript of the gene tm9sf1, whose product is annotated as transmembrane 9 superfamily member 1. Gene Ontology annotation, cellular component: membrane. Lineage: Eukaryota; Metazoa; Chordata; Actinopteri; Perciformes; Gasterosteidae. Gene Ontology annotation, biological process: protein localization to membrane. The record is from RefSeq and is a predicted model, not a curated record.
CAAUAAUAGAGUGGUUUAUGUUGGGACUCAAACGGUUUUAAUUAAGGAUUCCGGUUUCUGUUAAUGCGUAACUAAAUAUAAAAUAAAUAUAUUAUAUUAUAAUAAAAAUGGGACACGGGAGGAACAUUUCUCGGGCUGCGAACAACCCGUAACGUCGGAGGUGUGUUUUUGUGUCUCCGCCCACUCCGGAAAACUCUGCGGAGACCGUCGUUAUUUUUUAUUUUCUAAGGUGACGUGGAGUCGGACCUCUCUUCCACACUGUCCCAUGUGUCAUCGACAGCACCUGCCGUACCCGGACGCGAUCGCAAUGAAUGUAUAAUACGUCGCUGCAUCGAGUCGAGGAGCCUCCGACUGUCCAGCUGUGGCGUUAGAUCUUCACACCGAGCUCCGGCGUCGGCGCGCAGCGCAGCGCGGAGGCGGCCGCCGCGGCCUGAAGUGCGAGGAAUCCAGCGGACGGACGGGUUUCGUUUGGGAUCCGCAGCACUGGGACUGAAAGGGCCACAGCAGCGAUACUGGUCGUGCAGCAUUUCCCAACUUCUAACUGAAGGCGAAGAUACAACAACGUGCCUCUUCAGAACACAGGGUCAUGCGAGGCGGAAGAGGACGCCGGCCGGCCGGCGGCCAGGGGACGAUGGGCCUGCACUGCUUCUUGAUCCUGUCGCUGUUCUCGUGCUGGGCGGUGGGCUACAAGCAGGGGGACAACGUGACUCUCUAUGUCAACAAAGUCGGCCCUUAUCACAACCCCCAGGAGACGUAUCACUUCUACACGCUGCCGGUCUGCCGGCCCGAGAAGGUGCACCACAAGUCCCUGAGUCUGGGAGAAGUGUUGGAUGGGGACCGGAUGGCCGAGUCGUUAUAUUACAUCCGAUUCAGAGAGAACGUGGAGAAAAAAACCCUCUGCAAGCUCACACUUUCAGAGAAACAGGUGGACGAACUCCGCGAGGCCAUCGAGGAGCUGUUCUACUUUGAAUUCGUCCUGGAGGACAUUCCUAUCUGGGGGUUUGUGGGAUACAUUGAGGAGAGCGGCUUCCUGCCUCACAGCCACAAGGUGGGUCUGUGGACUCACCUCGACUUCAACAUCGAGUACAACGGCGACUCGGUGAUCUUUGCCAACGUUUCGGUAAAAGACGUCAAACCAGUUCCCCUGGAGGAGGGGGCCGGCGCCGUGGUGGGUGGGGUCGGAGUGGGCGGAGGAGGCCUGACGGUCACCCACACCUACAGCGUGCGCUGGUUCGAGUCCACGCUGCCUCACGCCCGGAGAGCCGAGCGCCUGCGGGACUACUCGUUCUUCCCCAAAACGCUGGAGAUCCACUGGCUCUCCAUCAUCAACUCGCUGGUGCUGGUGGUGCUGCUGCUGGGCUUCGUCAUCAUCAUCCUCAUGCGGGUCCUCAAGAAUGACUUUGCCAGGUACAACGUGGAGGAAGAGGGCGGCUGCGACGAUCUGGACCAGGGAGACAACGGCUGGAAGAUCAUACACACCGAUGUCUUCAGGUUUCCUCCUUACAAAAGCCUGCUGUGUGCAGUGCUGGGAGUGGGAGCUCAGUUCCUGACCCUCGCCACAGGAAUCAUCUUCAUGGCGCUGCUGGGAAUGUUCAAUGUGCACCGCCACGGUUCCAUCAACUCCACAGCGAUCGUGCUGUACGCGCUCACCAGCUGUGUGUCCGGCUACGUGUCCUGCAGCUUCUACACGCAGAUCAACGGCCAGCGCUGGGUGUGGAACAUCAUCCUCACCUCGUCGCUCUUCUCCGCUCCCUUGUUCCUGACGUGGAGCGUCGUGAACUCCAUCCACUGGUGGAGCGGCUCCACCCAGGCUCUGCCGGCCACCACCGUGCUCCUCAUCCUGGGGGCCUGGGUGCUGGUGGGCUUCCCGCUCACGGUCAUCGGCGGCAUCGUGGGGAAGAACCGAGCCGGCAGCUUCCAGGCGCCGUGUCGCACCCGCAACAUCGCCCGGCAGAUCCCGACGCAGCCGUGGUACAAACACACGGUGGUGCACAUGGCCAUCGGCGGCUUCCUGCCGUUCAGUGCCAUCUCAGUGGAGCUGUACUACAUCUUUGCCACAGUUUGGGGCAGAGAGUACUACACGCUGUACGGCAUCCUGCUGUGCGUCUUCGCCAUCCUGCUCUCGGUGGGCGCCUGCAUCUCCGUGGCGCUCACCUACUUCCUGCUGUCCGGCGAGGACUACCGCUGGUGGUGGCGGAGCGUCCUGAGCACCGGCUCCACCGGCCUCUUCAUCUUCGUCUACUCGGUCUUCUAUUACCGGAACCGGUCCUCUAUGAGCGGCCUGGUGCAGAGCACGGAGUUCUUCGGUUACUCUCUGCUCACGGCGAUGGUCUUCACGCUGAUGCUGGGCAGCGUGUCCUUCUGGGCCUCGCUGGCCUUCAUCCGCUACAUCUACCGGAGCCUGAAGAUGGAUUAGACGUGGAACGUGCACACGGACACAAAUAAGCACUUCCUCAGAGCACACGGGGACAAUCCUCAUCCUCCUUUCCGUCAUACAGAACACACACACAGCUCCGGUGGAGGAGGAGUACAGGGGCCUUUACCUUUAUUUGGCAGGAUUUAACUACAGCGGUUGUUAGUAAUGAGGGAUUGUGGUUGGAUGGAAUUUGUAUUUAAGGAUUAAAUGGGAUAUUUCGGUACAAAGGGAUUGUGUAAUUGUGUCCAUUAAGGAGUGGCGGGGUGAGACGUCAGCAGUGGAUGCAGUCAUUGUAUAAUGUAAUUUAUCAUUCGCUGCUUUAAAUCCUACUUAAUGGUCCAUUGAGGCGUGGCAGGAUCUAGCGGCCAGUUGCCCAGAGACCACUGACUCAUACAGUAGUUGAUUAUUUAUGCUGUAGUGAAAUUAUUUACUUGGCUUUAAACUUUCCCCAAACAAUUCAGAUUGAAUACAAGUUCUGCACCGGCCCGGUGAAGCAUUAGAGAAUGUUGAUAGCAAUAUUGUCAUUGUACUCUUAAAAUCACCAUUGAGUUAUUCUAAUGUAAAUAUUAUUUUCAAUAAAAUGCCUUUUAAUACAGUA